This is a messenger RNA of Cooperia oncophora, 579 nucleotides long. The record is from the annotation of a GenBank genome assembly. NCBI's taxonomy places the organism in Eukaryota, Metazoa, Nematoda, Chromadorea, Rhabditida, Trichostrongylidae.
AUGGAUGAGGCUGAAGCUAUGGGUGAUGUCGUGUACAUCAUGAGCAUGGGACGGGCUAUGUGCAGCGGAAGUCCUUUUUUCCUGAAGAAAAAGUUUGCCCCUGGAUACGUUCUCACCAUUGCAUUCAAGCGCGAAAUUCCUGAAGAACUGAUUCAAAAGACAGAAAAGGUUGUCAAAGAACACAUCGAAGGUGCCACAGUAAGUGAAGUGAAAGGGGAACAACUCCAGUUUCAUUUACCAAAAGACGAAAAUACCAGGUUUUCUAAAUUGUUAUUGGAACUAGAAGAAAUGAAACAGCAGUUAGAAAUCGACAGCUUCGGACUAUCAACCAGAUCUCUUGAAACUGUUUUCUUGAAGAUCGGUGAAAUGGAAGAUUCCAAAAGCAAGAGAAUAGAAACGGACCAAGAUGAAACGGGAAACGUUGCGGAGACAAUUCGGAGUUCGUCCACGUCAAUAUCUAUGGAUCUGUCGCCGUUACUCUUGAAGAAUCCGUUUCAACUACUGCUGCAACAAAUCUAUUAUAUAUGGUGGAAGAAAUUACUACUCACUUUGUAUUCCAUCCCGGUUAUUGUCACCGAG